CCACUUUUGUACGCGACAUGUGCACAUACAAGUAUAUAAAUAGCUGUAGUGCCGAUACCAUUAUUUUCAGAAAGUUUGGGCCGAUCAAAUUAAACCGUUUCUGAAGGGUGCAGGGGAGCUCGAGAUUCAGCAUCAAUCCACAAGGAUCGUAAGGGGGCAGGGAGGGAAAGAUGGCUGAUGAUGAGCAACAGUGGAAGAUCCCACCGAACGUGCAGGAGCUAGCUGCGGCCGGCAGAGACGAGCUGCCGAGCCGCUACGUGGUCUGCGACCAUGACCGUCCCACCUCCGGCGUCGCCAGCGACGACCCCAUCCCCGUCGUCGAUCUCAGCCGUCUGUUCUCCGGCGCCGCCGACGAGGCUGCCAAGCUGCGUUCCGCCCUCCAGAACUGGGGACUUUUCCUCGCCGUUGGGCACGGGAUCGAGCCGGCUCUCCUCGGCGAGAUGAUGGCCGUGACGACGAAUUUCUUCAACCUCCCGCUAGAAGAGAAGCAGAAGUACACAAACCUGGUGGGCGGCAAGAAAGAGCACCAACUCCAAGGCUACGGCGGCGACAUGAUCCUGUCCGAGUCGCAGGUCCUGGACUGGAGCGACCGGUUCUACCUCAUCGUGGAGCCGGAAUCACGCCGUCUCUACGACCUCUGGCCGACGCAGCCCCCUUCCUUCCGGGACAUCCUGCACCGAUACGCCACGCAGUGCAGGGAGCUCGCCGACGGCGUGCUCCGGGAGGUCGCCAAGGUGGUCGGGCUGCGCGAGGAAGGGUGCCUGGUUGACAUGCUGGACGAGAAGGCCGUGACAUACGUCCGGCUCAACCUCUACCCUCGCUGCCCGCGCCCUGAGAAAGUCCUGGGUUUCAGGCCUCACUCCGACGCCUCCGUGCUCACCGUCGUCCUGAACAACGCGGCCGGACUCCAGGUGCUACGCGAUGGCGAAUGGUACGACGUGCCCGUGGUCCCCGGCGCGCUGGUGGUGAAUUUAGGGGAUACGGUGGAGGUGGUGAGCAAUGGUCUGCUGAAGAGCCCGGUUCACAAAGUGGUGGCGAAUUCGGAGAGCAAGCGGGUGUCGGUGGCGGCGUUCUACACGGCAGACCCGGAGAGGGAGGUGGAGCCGGCACCGGAGCUGGUGAGCGACGAGAGGCCCAGGCGGUACGGGAAGAUGAAGAACAGCGACUACAUCAGGGAGCUCCACGAGAGUUUGGCGCGAAGGGAGAGGGCAAUCGACAGGGUGAAGAUCUGAUCGAAAUUAGCACCUGGUGCCUUCUGCUCUUCUUGAAGGAUCUAUAUGCGGAUUACUGCACGUGCGGGGUGCGGUGUUGGAUUCACUCGUACUAUCACUCUGAAACCCACUUUAUUUUUUCUUCGUUGUAGUGCACUGUAUAUAAAAUAAACCACACACUAGUAUUAUCUCUUAGGCUAUAUUUUGUACAUAUAGCUUUUGUAUAUGUCGAUGUAUUUAGUCUAUGUAUUUGUAUCUUUACUAUUAGUUUGCAAUGCGACCGUUGUGUCGUAUGUCA
Lolium rigidum is the source of this 1509-nucleotide messenger RNA. RefSeq names its product 2-oxoglutarate-dependent dioxygenase 11-like. The transcript is spliced from 2 exons. NCBI's taxonomy places the organism in Eukaryota, Viridiplantae, Streptophyta, Magnoliopsida, Poales, Poaceae. The coding region runs from base 171 to 1232 and encodes 353 amino acids. The record is from RefSeq and is a predicted model, not a curated record.